AUGGAGAUUUCUCUCGCCCUAUCUUUCUUUGGAGGAAACUGCAAAGCUUUCUCUCUCUCUCUCUCUCUCUCUCUCUCUCUCGCGCGCGCGCGCGCUAUCCUCUUGUGUUGGAAAUUGCAAAGCUGUCUCUCUCUCUCUCACCCUCUCUCUCUCUCCCUCUCUCUCUAUCUCUCUUUCUCUCUCUCGCUCCCCCUAUCCUCUUGUGUGGGAAAUUGCAAAGCUUUCUCUCUCUCCCUCUCUCCCUCUUUCUCUCUCUCUCCCUCUUUCUUUCUGUUUCUGUCUCUCUCUGUCUGUCUCUCUCCCCCUAUCCUCCUGUCGUUAACCUAUCGGCUCAUAUUUAAUUUUUCCUUCUUUCCUUUUUUAUUCUCCUCCCCUCUCUCUCUCUCUCUCUCUCUCCCUCCCCUUUUUCCCUCUCUCCCCUCUCUCCCUCCCUCUUUCUCCCUCUCUCCCCUCCCUCUUUCUCCCCUCUCCCCUCUCUCCCUCCCUCCCUCUCCCUCUCUUCCCUCUCUCUCCCUCCCCUCCCCUCUCUCUCCCCUCUUUAUCCCCUCUCCCCUCUUUCUCCCCUCUCCCCUCCUCUCUCUUUUCACUUUUUCUCUGUCUUUCUGUCUUUCCUAA
Messenger RNA from Acanthosepion pharaonis, 615 nucleotides. NCBI's taxonomy places the organism in Eukaryota, Metazoa, Mollusca, Cephalopoda, Sepiida, Sepiidae. The record is from the annotation of a GenBank genome assembly.